GAAGUACACAGUUAAAGAAAAUUAUUUCACGUAACUGUGCAAAUAUAUUUCUUAGCCAUUUCUGCUCCAAAAAAUAUGAUACUGAGAACAAAAAAUUUGUCCAGAUGGUCGGUAACUUUGACGAAAUUUUUUAUGAAGUAAAUCAAGGGUACGCAGCUGACUUUUUACCCUUCUUGACACCGUUUUUAAAGAAGAAUAUGAAUAGAAUGAAGGCAGUUACUCAUGAAAUCAGACAAUUCGUUAACGAGGAGAUCAUUGAAAAAAGAUACCAUGAGUUUGAUGUGGAUUCGGAACCUAGGGACUACGUAGAAAAUUUGAUCAAAUCAGUUAAGGAUGACGAGGUUGACUUCACGUGGGAAACUGCUUUAUUUGCUUUAGAAGAUAUCAUUGGUGGACAUUCUGCCGUGGCAAAUUUUUUGGCGAAAUUAUUUGCGUUUCUAGUCAAUUAAUCCGAGGUCCAAAUAAAAAUUCAGAACGAAAUUGAUGACAACGUAGGGAAAAACAAGCUCGUUACAAUUGGAGAUAGAAAUGCUUUGCCAUACACUGAAGCUGUUAUUUAUGAAGCUAUUAGACUAAUUUCUUCACCUAUUGUACCUCGAGUUGCCAAUAGAGACAGUU
Messenger RNA from Diabrotica virgifera virgifera (western corn rootworm), 618 nucleotides. RefSeq names its product cytochrome P450 307a1-like. Bases 105 to 449 code for a protein of 114 amino acids. NCBI's taxonomy places the organism in Eukaryota, Metazoa, Arthropoda, Insecta, Coleoptera, Chrysomelidae. Gene Ontology annotation, molecular function: oxidoreductase activity, acting on paired donors, with incorporation or reduction of molecular oxygen; monooxygenase activity; iron ion binding. The transcript has a single exon. The record is from RefSeq and is a predicted model, not a curated record.